UCAAUUAGAUUGAAUAAGCAUCUUUACAGCUCAAUUGCACUACUUUCUCUGGAGUCUCUUAAAACCAGAGCAGGAUUAUAAAAGGAAAAAAAAGUGGGUAGUGGGCAAAACAUAAGGUAAAGCAGAAUAAGUUCCAACCCACAUAAGCGAGGCAAGGAAUACACCAAAAACGAUUAAAAUAUGCACUAAAUCAAUUAAAAAAUAAGGUUAACGGAAGCUAACAGCGCCGUUAAGGUUGGUGGACGACACACAGAACAGUAAUCGACGUGCAUAGAGAGAUGGGAGGUAAGAGUGCUGAGGAGGCCUGAGAAUGGAUACUGAAGUGAAAAAAGCAGAUGGGCAUGUGGCUUUCCUCAGCAAAUGCCUCAAAAUCCAUUCUUUUUGCUUUUCAUGAUCGAAUCUGCAGUUGAAUCACUCUUUUCCUGAUGCCUUCGAUAUUCACCUCCUUAGUUUUGCUCUGUCGGCUUUCUCAAAUCCGCCUUAGUGUAUCUUUAUUCUUAGCUUCUGCUGCUCCUAAUCUAUGUACCCAAAUCCAGUUCACAGGAAAAAACAGAGUCUUUUUCCCUCGCAGGCAUAUAACUGUCCAGCCAGAGCCAGAGCGACAGCGAGCAGUUGAGUUGCAGGCACUCGGGUGGAUUGUGUUGUGUGGGUGAAGUGACGUGAGGCUUCAGGUUCGAUCCCGUGGACUGGAAUAGGAAGAUGGAGCGGUGGGUGUGGGUUGUUAUGUGGUUGAGUUUGAGCAGUGGGUGGAAAUGGACGCGUGCAAAGGGAAUGGGAAUGAAUUGGGGGACGCGGGCAACACACCCAUUGCCGCCAGACAUAGUGGUGGGGCUGCUCAAGGACAAUGGAAUAACCAAGGUGAAGCUGUUCGAUGCAGAGAAGCAUGCAGUCAGGGCCCUGGCCAACACAGGGAUUGAGGUCAUGGUGGGUAUACCCAACGACCAGCUUCAGGUAAUGGCCACGAGUUCUAAGGCUGCUGUCAACUGGGUCGAAAGCAAUAUCACCGAAUUCAAAUUAGAUGGCGGUGUCAAUAUCAGGUAUGUUGCAGUUGGAAAUGAGCCUUUCUUGACGGCAUACAAUGGUACCUUUGUACAAUAUACAUUUCCAGCACUUGUAAAUAUCCAGAAUGCACUUAACAAGGCUGGACUAGGGAAGGAUGUGAAGGCAACUGUUCCCCUUAAUGCAGAUGUGUAUGCUGGAACUCUUCCUUCAGAGGGAGAUUUUAGGACUGAUGUUCGUGAUUUGAUGAUACAGAUGUGCCAGUUCUUAUCUAGUAAUGAUGCACCGAUUUCAGUUAAUAUCUAUCCAUAUUUAAGUUUAUAUACUGAUGCGAAUUUUCCUGUGGAUUUUGCUUUCUUUGAUGGUAGCCAGAUUGUAGUUGACAAUGGCUUGCAGUAUUCAAAUGUGUUUGAUGCGAAUCUUGAUACGCUGGUUUGGGCCCUAAAGAAGGCAGGUUUUCCUAAUCUGCCCAUAAUCAUAGGAGAAGUUGGUUGGCCAACAGAUGGGGAAAAAAGUGCCAAUAUUAAUUAUGCACAAAGGUUUAAUCAGGGUCUUAUGAAGCAUUUAAUGAGUGGACAAGGUACACCUAUGAAGGCUGGAAUUGUUGAAACAUAUCUAUUCAGUCUUAUUGAUGAAGAUGCAAAAAGUAUUGCACCUGGUAAUUUUGAGAGACAUUGGGGCAUUUUCCAGUAUGAUGGGACGCCCAAGUAUACACUUGAUCUCACAGGCAAAGGACAGAACAAAGCAUUGGUUCCUGCCAAGGGUGUUAAAUAUUUGCGCAAACAGUGGUGCAUUCUCAGUCCUAAUGCAAACCCCUCAUCAAUGGCUACGUUAAUCAAUAGUGUCACCUAUGCUUGCACAUAUGCUGAUUGUACUGCCUUGGGGUAUGGAUCAUCAUGUGGUGACUUGGAUAUUCGAGGCAAUGCAUCAUAUGCUUUUAACAUGUACUAUCAGGCUCAAAAUCAGGAGAAUACUGCUUGUGUUUUUUCUAAUCUGGCUACCGUAGUUACCAUGGAUCCAUCACAACCUUCCUGUAAAUUUGAGAUUCAGAUAGCAGUAGGUGCAGCAAGCAUGCCUACAAAGAGUUGCAUUAACUUUAUUGCCAUAAUAGUUGGGGCUGUGGCUGUUCUUUUGUCAUUUUUAUAAAUAUCUGUGCAGAUUUCGGUGCAUUCUUUCGUAUGCAGAUGCCAGCAGCUUUUCUUUUUUGCCUCUGUAACAGUGUACCAUCACUAUCAGAAGUCACCAACACUUCAAAUUGUCGACAGUUUUAUGACGUUUGAAUGCCAUGUAGACAUCAGUAGUACCUGAAGCAUUGUCGGCAUCUACAAAAGUCACAGCUUUUCAAAUCAUUGAAUGCAUAUCCAAUUUUUUUUUGUGGAGUUGAAAUUCAUGCUUGUAAAUGAUGCUGAUUCUUACAUUGUUUCAAGUGUCUACAUGUAAUAAGUCAUGGCGUUUAUGUAUAAUAGCGGGCGAGAUAAAUAUGUUGAAUGAACUGUUUUUUUGUUUUGUUUAAGGAACAGGGUCCAGGCUGAAACUCAGCAAUCGUUGUCCUUUUACUUUUCCAUUUGAGCUAGCAAGCAAAAUGAAAUAACUCAUGCUACCUUCUCUUCUUGGUCCCAUGUAUAGCUACUUCUGUGGCACGAAUGUUUGGAAGAUUCAAAUCUCUCCUAUAUUCAAAGCUGAAUCAUGAUAUGCAACAUUAAUCAAAUUGGUUUACAUACUGCCAAACAGGCCUUAUAGUAA
This is a messenger RNA of Cryptomeria japonica (Japanese cedar), 2742 nucleotides long. RefSeq names its product glucan endo-1,3-beta-glucosidase 8. NCBI's taxonomy places the organism in Eukaryota, Viridiplantae, Streptophyta, Pinopsida, Cupressales, Cupressaceae. The transcript is spliced from 2 exons. Gene Ontology annotation, molecular function: hydrolase activity, hydrolyzing O-glycosyl compounds. The record is from RefSeq and is a predicted model, not a curated record. Bases 700 to 2145 code for a protein of 481 amino acids. Gene Ontology annotation, biological process: carbohydrate metabolic process. Gene Ontology annotation, cellular component: plasma membrane.